AUGAGUUCAUCUAGUUCUGCAUCUCGCUCUCAAACACACACUACACGGGGCAUUCCUUCCAAAUAUUGGUGUGGGUCGAACCUGACUACCUUUGGUGCUCAGACCAAAGAAAACUUAUACCGCCGUUUCUACAGAUGUGAAAUCGCCAUCAAGAGGCAAUCUGAGCACCACCUUUUCAAAUGGAUAGACGAGGCCAUCAUCGACGAGAUUAGAAUGGUUGAUAAAAAGGUCACCCACCUUCAGUCCGAUUUCCAAUCAAUCAAGAGGACAACAACUAUGCGUCUGCAGGAACAUGGCAAAAAGAUUGACGAGAGCCUCCUGGAGAUGAAAAGGAUUUUUCAUGACCAAACAAUCCUCCUUGAAGAAUUAAGAAACAAAUCAACCUCAGUUCUGGAUGCUAAAUCCCAUUGCCCGCUCCUCAACGUGGCUGCUGCUGCCAUUGCUCUAGGUACCUUGGCGUGGUUGUAUGCAAAAAUGACCAGCAUCUGA
Brassica rapa (field mustard) is the source of this 489-nucleotide messenger RNA. RefSeq lists its product as uncharacterized. NCBI's taxonomy places the organism in Eukaryota, Viridiplantae, Streptophyta, Magnoliopsida, Brassicales, Brassicaceae. Gene Ontology annotation, molecular function: zinc ion binding. The record is from RefSeq and is a predicted model, not a curated record.